This is a messenger RNA of Cladocopium goreaui, 821 nucleotides long. Lineage: Eukaryota; Dinophyceae; Suessiales; Symbiodiniaceae. The record is from the annotation of a GenBank genome assembly.
GAAGUACCAAAUGCCUUUGAAGAUCCUCCUGGACUCGAUGCGUGCCAUUCGCUUCGCCAAUUUCAGCGAUGUGAUCGUCGUGGUGGGUGGGGCGGAUUCAGAUCGAAUUUACACCGACAACGACAUGGUCUACAUCGAGACGCCCUUCGAAAACUAUGAUUUGACGGGGCUAUCGAUGCUGUGGCACUAUAGACAACACCCCUACGUCUUGGCCAAUGUCUACCUCUACCUGCUGGACACCAGCACAGUAGGUGCUGGCUUUCCUGAAAAAUUUCGCUCGCUGGGGAACGUCGAGCAGCAGGAGUAUCGCGCCGUGAACCGUCCAGCCUCCAAUAUCUGUGCCUUCGGGCGAGGUGUUUUGGAGAAGUUCAAGACCAACUUCGAUGAACAGCUCUCAAAGGAUGAAGGUCUGCAGUUCGAAUUUGGCCAAAGUCCCAAAGGGGUGAAGCAAAUCGAAGCCUUUGCGCAAAAGGUGACGGAACUUCGACCCCGCGUUGAUCAUGGUGAACCGGUGGAUAUCUACCAGACAGGACAUCCGCGGAGGGUCUACUGGUACCCAGACUUUGAUAUCCUCAAAUAUAUCUUCAUUGGCGGCAACGGCGAUGUCACCGGUACCAUCAGCCAGUUGAAAUGCUGUCCACUUCUGCAGGCGUUGCACCGCAAGAAAAAACAUCACAAGGCGAAGAAGGCGAAGAAGGCGAAGAAGCAUUGAUUUGUUCAGGAUGGGAGAAUUGAAAUCACAACCGCUGAGAAAUUGCCUCAGAAAUGUGGCAGAGGAAAAUUGGAGGGUGCCCUGCCUGGGUUGGCUGAUCUGUUGCUGG